This is a messenger RNA of Phyllostomus discolor (pale spear-nosed bat), 3809 nucleotides long. RefSeq names its product glial cells missing transcription factor 1 (gene GCM1). Gene Ontology annotation, cellular component: nucleus. Gene Ontology annotation, molecular function: RNA polymerase II cis-regulatory region sequence-specific DNA binding; DNA-binding transcription activator activity, RNA polymerase II-specific. Lineage: Eukaryota; Metazoa; Chordata; Mammalia; Chiroptera; Phyllostomidae. Gene Ontology annotation, biological process: cell differentiation involved in embryonic placenta development; regulation of transcription by RNA polymerase II; gliogenesis. The transcript is spliced from 6 exons. Bases 224 to 1525 code for a protein of 433 amino acids. The record is from RefSeq and is a predicted model, not a curated record.
UUUCGGGUGCCCAAAACCUCCAAUUGGGCCUCACCAAGUUCAUCGCGAUUCUGUUCAACCACAACUGCAUCAAGGAAACCGUUAAAUCUGAUCAAAAAUCAGAAAACAGUCUCCCAGUGUAAGCUGCUUGAGUGGACUCAUCCAUUCAUAUUAAGAGCAAAAGUCUUAAGUACUCCUGAGGGGAGUUGCAUAGACGGAAAUCGGUGGGUGACCUGACUUUAUCAUGGAACCUGAGGAAUUUGGUUCUGAGGACAAGGGAAUAUUAAGCUGGGAUAUUAAUGAUAUAAAACUGCCACAGGAUGUGAAAAAGAUUGACUGGUUCCAAGAAUGGCCAGAUUCCUACGAGAAGUUCAUCUACAGCGCAGAGGACAGGAAUGCGCAGAGGCACCUGAGCAGCUGGGCCAUGCGCAACACCAACAACCACAACUCACGCAUCCUCAAGAAGUCCUGCCUGGGCGUGGUGGUGUGCAGCCGCAACUGCUCCACCAGCGAGGGCCGCAAGAUCUACCUGAGACCUGCCAUCUGUGACAAAGCGCGGCAGAAGCAGCAGAGGAAACGCUGCCCCAACUGCGACAGCCCUCUGAAGCUACUUGCUUGCCGAGGCCACGGGGGCUUCCCGGUUACCAACUUCUGGAGGCAUGAUGGACGCUUCAUAUUUUUCCAGUCAAAGGGAGAACAUGACCAUCCAAAACCUGAAACCAAGUUGGAAGCCGAGGCCAGAAGAACAAUGAAGAAGGUGCACACUCCUUCUUCCUCCAUCCUGAAGCUGAACAGGGGCCCAGAGGCAAAGUCUGUUCCAGCAGAAACACAGAGUUGGGGGAAUUUACCUUUGUCUUGGUCUUUCCAGGAAGGCAUCCAGUUGCCUCCUAGUGACAGUGGACAUUUAAUGGCUAAUGCUCCCCCGCAGAAGUCACCUAAUGAUGGUUUGUUUAAGAGUUACAGUUUGGGGGGAACCACUGACCUGGCAGAUCCCACUGCUUCCAUGUGCCCCGCUGAGCUCUAUGAGAAGUGCAAAGUGCCCAGCAGUCGGAUCUACAGCAGUGGAGACCUGCUUCAGCCUUCUGUCUCUGGAGUCCGCUCUGAUUACAGUGAUCUGCAGACAUGGAAUAAAAACGCCGCUUUGGGGAGGAAUCCUUUCAACGACAGCAGUUGCCCCAGUUACACUUUUCCUCAGACCAGCUGGUCUUACGACUUCCCCCCUCCCCAGAGUUCCUUAGAACCCCUUCCCCAGCAGAUUCCAGUGGAGCCCCCUGCAGCCAAAACUAGCUCUCAUCCGUCAUGGCCCAAUCCAGGGCCUGAUCCUUAUGAAGAGAAAGUGCACGUGGAUCUUAACAGCUACUACCCUUCCACCACGGGCCACUCGCCCCAGGAAGACCCCUUUCUCUUUACCUAUACCUCUUACCCGCACCAUCAGUACUCGCUGCCGGGCAAGAGCAGCAAGUGGAAUUUUGAUGAAGACAUGAGGUACAUGGGUUUGGAGCACUACAACAAUGAGAUGCUUCUGAAUCUCUGUCCCUUAAGAUGAUCUAGAUCUGAACCCUUGCGCAUCGUCAGUAGAAAUGUAAUUUGGUGCAGUCAUCAUGGAAAACAGCAUGGAGGUUUCUCAAAAAAUGAAAAGUAGAACUGCCAUAUGAUCCAGUAAUCCCACUUCUGGGUAUAUGUCUGAAGCAAACAGCAUCCCUAUGUCAAAGGGAUUGCCAGCACCCCCACAGCCGUUGCGCCAUUACUUACAAUAGCCCAGACAUGGAAACGUACCCACUAAUGGGAGAGUGGAUAAAGAAAUCAUCAUGUAUAUAGAUAAACGAUGGAACACUAUUUAGCCUUAAAAAAGAAGGAAUCCUGCCAUUUGUGACAGCAUGGAUGGACCAUGGAGGCAUUGUGCUGAAUGACAUAAAUCAGACAAAGAAAGAUUCACUUAUAUGUGGAAUCUGAAAAAGGAAACUCAAAUUCUAGAAUCGGAGAUCAGAUUUAUGGGAUCCAGAGGCAGACGGUGGGGGGUGGGGUAACUGGGCAAAUGUAAAUAUGUCUUCUGGAUAAAAGCCUAUAAUCAGAUAUAUGUUUUGCAAAUAUUGUUUCCCAGUUUUUGUAUCGUCUUUAUUCCAUGUCUACAGAGAUAUUCUCUUAUCUUUUCUUCUAGAAAUUUUUAUAUUUUCAGUUCUUACAUUUAGGUGCGUGUUCCCUUUCUAAUUAAUUUUUGUAUAUGGGGUGAGGUAACCAGGGUUAAGCUUCAUUUUAGUUGAAUAUAGAUAUUAGAUUAUUUUAGCAUCAUCUGUUGAAUCAAAGUUUUAUCAUAGUCUUUGGUGAAAUGAAUAUCUAGAAUUUCUGCUUUUAUGAAUUGUGUAUAGCUGGGCUAUUUGGUAUACUAUAAUUAUAUUUCCUUUUUUUAGACAACAGGUAGUUUCUCCUAGAGUUGAUAAUUGUCUCAUUGUGUUGCUUACUUUCCUGUGUAAACAACAAUAGGCUAUCCUCAAACACUGUCUAAGCAGUAAAAGUCCUUUUCUUUAUAGUAACUCAUAUUUUUCUUACAGUACUGCUCUACUGUCUUCUAGCUACCAGCAUUACUGUUGAGAAGUCUGAAUGUCAUUUUGUUUUCUAGUCCUAUAACUAUGGCUUACUCUUUCUUUUUAGGUGCUUUUAGGAUCUUUUCAUUACUCUGGUUAAUUGAAAUAUCAUGAUAAUGAGUGUUGGUAUGGUUUUUUUUAUUUUUUAUUCAUUGUACAAGACAUUUCUUCAUACUUUUUACCUGAUCAUACAGAUCUUUCAGUUCUGAGAGAUGCUUUCAUUUGUUUAUUUUUUAAAAAAAUAAUUGUCACUGUGAACAUGGCUAUGGCACUGGGGCCUUGAGGUGGCAUCUUCUGGUCCCUGCACACCAGCCUCGAUCUGCUCUUGGUGCAAAACUCACAGAGAAACAUAAAUGCAUAACAACAUAAAGAGGUACUGGAACAGCAGGAAUCAUCGAUCCUGUACCAGAAACUUCAGGAGAUGUUGUCUACUGCAGUCUGCCUGGAGUUAGGACACACUUGAACAAACAAGACAAAUUUGGUGCUCUGGAAAGUGUGAAAGCUGCUAGUGAACUCCAUCCUCCUCUAUCGGAGAGAUAACUGAGAUUCAUGAAGCUCUUGCAGUAAAACCAGGACUUAUCAACAAAUCUUGUUGUGACGCUGGUUAAUGACCAAGAUGACCCUGAGUGACCUGCAGAACUGGAUGCUCAGAGGAGUGAAGAAGCACAUGAGAAAUACAUGAAAUCUACCGAGGAGUGGAAAUGGAACCCCGCCAAAUAAAGUGGUACGAAACAACUUAAUCUCGCAUAGUGUUUUUCAGUUAGUGGGGGAGAGAAGAUUUAAAAUAGCGACUUUUAGCAGUACCAGUGGAAAAAGAAACUAAUUAGAACCAUGCUACUGGGAGAAAAUAGUUCUUAACUUUCUAGUGAUGGCAGAUGAACACAAUAUACAUCUUUUUCCCAAUACCCUAUAAUUUUUAGGCUAGGCUACAGUUAUAAUAUUCAGAAUUCUUGAAAUUAUCUUUGGUAUCAACUAGUUAUAAGAUUAUAUAAUUCAAGGAUAAUAUUGUCAUAAGGCUUAUAUAAUGUAACUUGCUUACAUCCAUCUCUGGAUUUGGGUCAAAAUAUUUAAUAAUCUUUUCCAUUGGAGAUAACUGGCAGUGGAGACGUCUGUAUUUGUUGAACAAUGUCAGGUGACAAACAAUACUACCUUAGUUUUGUAAUACGCUGUGUUUGCUGAUGCUAUUUUUAUACAGUGAAGCAAUGGCCUUGUAGGAAAAUAAGUAAUAGUCUAAUAAAAUAUUAAACU